AUGAAUGACCGACUGCAAAAGCAAGAGGCGAAACUAAUGACAAUUCUGAUGUGCGUUAAGUUCUUGAUACAAUUUAUCUCUUUCGGCCACCUUUUUUUAAUUAUCUUGGUAGAUGAUGCCUCCCCCAAAGAUCCAUUCACAAGUUACCUGUUGUGGCCGCAUUUCCACUUCAGCGGUACAUUUCGUUCUGACGUCUCCACCGUAAACAACAACCCACUCAAUUUCGACACAGAAAAAUUCACUGCUGCGGAUCUCAUACAAGGGCCUAGAAACUGGAACCCGAUGGGUAGUGGCGAGUGGAGCGUGACUGGCUCGGUGACACAUGUAUGCUAUUCUAAUGGUCACUGCGUAGGAGAAGAUGAGGGCGACAAAAGUUCUGAGCCACUCAUGGGAGCAUUGAUCAUGGGUAAAAAUUGAAAGAUGCUAUUUGUCUAAAAUCACUAUAAAUCAGAAAGAUCGGUUUUAGCCCCAAAAUAGAGUCGUUUCGGUGAGCAAAAUACAGUCCUAUUUUUGGCUCCCUUAAUCAGAGGCCAACACAGUCCAAUUACCUAGGGGCUGAAUAGGACGCAAGGGCUGAAAUGGCUCCCAGUUUGCGCUGGAAGUGCCUUUUGAUGGGGCUGUUUUGGCUUAAAUUGUCCUCAAAAGACUCCAGGAGGGGUUAAAUAAGACUUUGGCCUGCGAGGCUAAAUUGGCACUUUCGCCGGGGCUGAAACAGAUCUUUUUAUUUUCCAGUGCAUAUACCAAAGCGUGCCGUUCAAUUUCCUCUUCUGGACUGAAACUCUCGUUCUUGCCAAAAUAGCCGAAACAUUCAAGAAAAACAUAAACAAAGAGCAACGAAAUAAUAAACAGAUCUUCUCACUUACCCCUUUUCUAGAUGGAGGCAAUAAAACGUUUGCAAAAUUGGUUGACUUGGAUCCCGAAGCGCAACUUUUUUCGGAAAUUUGGGGAUGGAGAAUUAGAGUUGGAAACCUGUUUUCUGCUGAUUACACACCAGUUCCUUUUCAGUAUAUAUGGAAAAAAAUGGUCACUAGGCGACGAGGAGAUUCUACUCUCGGAGCAGCAUACCAGUCCGUUUUGUCGAAUAUUCGAUGGAUAGACACCUCAAACGACUCGCCUUUCAUCAGACAGAUUCAAACUUCAAUGAACAAUGAUAACAUUGACGGCGAAAGACUAUCCAUACGUUUUAAUGUGGAUAUGUACCAGCGCGAUUACCGGAAAGACAAUUUUACCAUAGGACGCGUGACAGGUAAGAUAUAUAGAUGAAAAUGAAAGAACUGAGAGACUGAGAUAUGUUUCAUAGUCCAUAACGUAUGCAAAAAGUAAUUAAAGUCAUAAUAAAAUAUUCAAGCAAGACGAAGAUAGAUUACACGACUUUGCGGUAAGAAUCAAUAAAGCCGGGCAAUGUUCUAGGAAAAAAGCUUCGUAAAAAUGAAAAUGAAUAUGAAAAAUAAUAUAAUAGAAAAGCUCGGAACUUCUGAAGUGUACAAUGCAUGGUUGCAAUAAAAUGUGCUCUCUCAUCUCUUAUCCCACAAAUUAGAUAUAAUCUUAAUGAAAAAGCUAACAAAGCAGUUUCAAAACUUCAGGCACAAUUGGUCUGUUGGGCCGGAAAUCCCCUCCGUUUUUCACUCACGGCCGCAUGAUGAAGUCGAUGGCGAGUCAUCUUCAGGACACACCCUUUUACCUGGACCAGAGGCACAGGAAAGUUUUUGUUGACUUUGGCAACAGUUUACCUAUACAUGAAAAUGGAACUCUUUUUACUGAUCUUUACGACAGUCUUCGUGUUGCCUUGCCGCUUAAUGAACAACCCUCAAUGACGUGCUCUGACGAUCUACUGUGGCUAGGUGUAGUUUACAAUCAAUACCCCAAUUGGUACCAGAACUCCGCGGGGGUGCAGAUCUUCCCAGCUCUUGGAUCAUUAUCUGAAAGCGAAAUGGAAAAACUUAACAGCCAUCCAUUGGUUGUUGUAGAGGUACAUAUAGUAUAGACAGCAAGAUGGGUGCUCUUUAUUUCAAAAACUUUUCAAAGCUUUGUUUAUAGGUCUAAAAUUACAACGCCACGGAACUAUGAAAUACAUAUCGUAUUGCAGGGCCAUUCUGUAGUAUCGUGGGAUUUCAAGCUACUGCAACGGUUCAAAAUCUCGUAGGGGGGGGGGGUACUUCUUAUAAGAGGCUAAUGGGGAUGUGCCGCUGGAUGGGGUCGCAUUUUCAUGACUGGAUUGACUAUAAUGGGGUCGCAUUUUUUUCAAUAGAGUUACUAGAAUUGGGUUGCACAUUUUCGGAUUUUUUUGGAUAAGACAGUUCUUCAUAUUUAUGGUUACCAAACGUACCAGAAUGUUUGUACUGUAGAUGAAAAGUAAAUUGUUCUUCAUUCAUUCUAACUGAAAUGUGUCAAUUCAUCAAAAUAGAAAGUGACAAAGUUGGGAAAGUUGGAACCCCUCCCUAGGUUCAAAAUACGAGAUAUCCCAUCAUAAUACACACUAAAUCGUCCAAUAAGAUAUUUAAUAUCUUAUUUCCCCUCUGGAAAAAAUAUUACAUUUUCACCGGUCCGACGUUUGUAGACACCUAUCAAACCUAUCAAACCUAUCUUCUGGUGAGCAAAUGCCGUGGGAUAUGCGAACUCGUUUGUUACUCUUUGUAGGCUAGGUUAAUCGAAAAAAACCUGUUAGUGUUACCAAGGAUUUUCCUAGCUUACCCAUUUCAAAAAUUGAAAAAAAAAAAUGGAAGGAUUUAUUACCUUUAUCAAUAACGAACACGUAUUUGGUUCUCUAUAUUCUCAGGCAAGUGGUAAUUUGCCAGUCCUCAAAUGCAAAAAAAUACUGCUAGCCGAAGAUAUAGACGGUCUGGAUAUACAUCCAUACAACACAUGGACAUUUCGGAAGAAUCCAGGUGAUCUAGCUCAAGUUAAGCUGCUUGCCACGAAGUUUGGAAAACCUCUUCCUGGUGCCCGUGUCAGGCUUGAUCCUUGUAACUGUGAAAAUAUUUUCUCCGGUGGACCAGAAGUUGGGCAACCUGCUUUGGAUGUACCUUCUUAUUUAACCACAGACAAGAACGGACGUGCAACUCUUGACAUUGAGGCAAAAGAUCCAAAAAAUAACAGGAGCUUAAUUGACGGACAACUGUAUCCUUUUAUAUACUCCCUUGAUGGUCAAAAUAAAAAUUGCUCGCACAUGUGCAAAAAUAAUGCUCUGAUGCUUCUAAACUCUUUGGUUGUUGUCCUGGUGUUUGAUGAAUACAAACUAAAGGGAGUGGAACCAACCUGGCUAGAUGAUGUUUAUCCCAUCUUCAAACAAUACGCCAAUUUAUAUCCAGUAAUGUCAAAGAACUUCGUUGAUCUGGGGAAUUAUUACGACGUCAUAAACCACAAAAAGGCUAUAAAAAUGAGUCUUGAAUUACCCAUCUCUCAUCCGAAUCAUAUGCCUGUUACCCGUGACCUUUCCAAAUCAAAACGUCAAGUCAUUGUGGAAUGGCUAUCAAAAGAAAAGCCUCCUAUCGGCGACCCGAAGCGCUUCUAUUCUGUCGAACACCUCCGAAGUGACCUGCAGACUGCUUUGGAAUUAGAGCAUGCAACUAUUCCCACGUACCUUACUGCUUUAGCCUCUAUCAAGUACAGCUACAACCUCGAAAUCCAAAGAGUAAUGAAGGCAAUAAUAAUUCAAGAGAUGAUGCACAUGGCACUCGUUGGAAACAUCCUGAAUGCUAUUGGGGGCGAGCCAUCUCUGUACUCAAAGGAAUUCAUUCCCAUUUACCCUUCUCGCCUUCCCGGGGGAGUACAGCCAGACCUGAUUGUUCCAAUUGAGAAACUUUCACUUGGUCUCAUCAGAAACAUAUUCAUGAAAAUAGAACAACCUGAGCUGGAACAACAACGAAUUUCCCGUUUUCAGCAAAUAUUUUCGUUCGCACACCAUCACAAAAGGCUUAUGGAGGGUAAAGGCCACUGUCAGGGAGGUGAGGAGAGUGAAGGCUGUCAGAUACACGAGUUCACAGUGCGCCAAAACAUGCUGAUUACAGACCCCCAGGCUGACGGAGAUCGAUCGUCGGAUUGUUCUUUUUCCAAGGAGCUAUUUCUCAAAAGGUUAGAGUUAUUAGUUCUUGAAACAGAUAAUUUAUAAAUUAUGUUGUAAGUGGGGAGGGCAGUGUAGAAAAGACUGAGCUUGGAAUCUCCCCUCACCACUUGAAAGUGGCAUAGGAAUCAAAGCCUUCACGAAGAAGGCUUGGCAAUCUUCAGAUCUUAGAGAGCUGAACUUUUCAGCCGAGUCGUCUAUCUUCCACCAUACAACAUAUGGACACAGUUUUUGUAUACUUGUGAAUACAUUUUGUACUUAGCUGAGUUAUGGAUCAAGUGGUAGAGCGAGGGUCAGGAAAUUUUGAAUGUAGUUAUAAUUUGUGUGAGUUGUAAAUACCUCAAAAUACUAAUUUUUAACUGCUUGAAAUAUUUUAGUAUGUAAAAUUAGUUACUGUACAAUGAUAAUAAUAUAUAGUAGUUUUGUAUUUCUUAUUUUUUUGGCACGACCCCUUAGGCUUUUCAGCUUUAGUUACUACCGUGGCAUGGAUAAAUAAAGUUUAUUGAUUGAUUGACUGAUUGGUGUUUGAUAAAAUCAAGGAGUUGAAAAAUACUUGAAAGUGUAUAUUUUUCUAUUCAACAAAAUGACGUCAUUGUGUCAAUCAAGUUAUGCCCAGAAGUUGGAAAUGAUAAGUACAUCACUCUGUGUAACUUUGGCGGUCGUGAGCGGAUUUGAAGUUAUAGAGGAGGGCCUCCGAUCCCCUUCACCCCCCCCUCCCGGUCGCGGGAAGCAAAACAAUCCCGGUCUGAAUAGGGUUAAACUAAAGUGUACUGAAUGUAUGAAAACGGUUUUGCACAGAUUUCAAGAUGCGCCAACUGCGAAAUAUACACCAGAUGGUAGAUCCUGAAAUUGACCUUGCAGAGGAACACAGAAUGGAAGUAGGAAAACAGGAGGAAAGGAAAGAGGUUGUAACCUUAUUUUAGUGGCAUUGAAGUUACAUUACUAAAAUAAUAAUACCGCCGAUAUCCUUGUUCUGGGCUUCCAACAAACUCUAUGGAUAACCAAUAACGGAUAAGUGCGUUUCAAAUUUCCUUUCAUCCUGAUUGGCAAAUCGACAAUGGCUUUCUUAACAGGCCAAUCGUGGCGCGUACUCAAAUCCUGGUACACAGGCUGGGGCCCAGAACAAGGAUUUCGGCGCUGUUUCGCAGCCGGACUUAACAAGAGUUUAGUUUCUUCUGUGACGCAGGCUACUCCUAAUCAUGAUAUGCCAAUUGUGAAAACCUGUGAGGCCUUGUUGGCUACCAAAUAAUGGCUGAUUGAUCAGAAAUUCUUAAACGAUUAGGGUACGUAUAGGUUCUAUUGGAAGUAGCUGGAAAUUUGGAUUACUACUAAAUUUAAUGACAAAACCAACCCAAGGAGACUCUUAGGUUUCCAUGCUUUAAAUUGUGCUUUAAUUUUUGUAUUUUUAGCAUGGAAAAUUUCCGGGCGACAACAUAAAAAUCGUGAAGCAUCACAACACAAUCGGGGCUUUCUACAAUCACAUUUUGAACGCCCUUGACUACCUCACUGACUGUGGAAAGAACAACAGUAUAUUCAAGGGCGACAUGAACAGACAGGUAGAUUUUGGCGAAUGGUCUGUGCACGGACAUACAAUAAAGGUGUACGACUACUUCACGGCCGUAGAAGCCAUUGAGAAAAUUAUUGAACAGGGUGAAGGUAGUUCUCCCUGUAACCCGGUUGCCUGGGAUACUGGAAGUGGGAAGGACCUAUCGCAUUAUUUUCUGUUCUACUCGGUUGCCGAAAAACACGAGAUUCAAGUCGUCUUGACAGACACGUCUCCAGACGGCAGCGAAGAUGACAGUGUGAUAGAUUACACUGAGGUAUGUUUUUCUAACAAGAAUAGAAAUACAAAAAAGGGAAAGAACAUCCACUCAGGGGACACCCUCGGGACCAGAACUAUUGUCCCCUAAACAUAGAUGCACCUUCAACAGAGGUAACUGAUUCAAAGGACUUUUAGAAAUUUUUUUUUUGGCCUCUUGAGUGGACGUGUCCCUGGAGUGGAAGUGCCCCAAAGGAUGGAGAGGUUUCACUGUAUGCGGUUGAAAUGCCCAGUCAUGCAAACCUAAUUAACUCUUGCACAUAUUGUACUUGGACUCAUGCAAUAGUAUUCCGCAUCAUUCGCAACCAUAACUGUCUACCUUGACGAUGAGAUUGGAUCAAAAUUUCUCGAUCUGUAACACUGUCAUUGUCAUUUCCUGAAAGAGGGUAGGCUAUAGAGUGUUUUCACAUGACGUCACGGCGGCCAUAUUGGUGUCCCAAGACAAUGAAACGGCGGCCAUGUUGGUGUCCCAAACUAAUCCUUUGGGAGUUGAAGUCUUUUCUUAUGCAAACGCUUUCUUUUGUUCCAAUAAAUUUGCAUAGAUGCUGGCCACGUGAGUGAAAACACUCUAUACCCCCUGCUUUCUCCCUCAUUUAAGCCAGUCUGCUAUACUUCACUUGGCCGAUACAAGCGCAAACGUUUAAGCAUAUUAUUUUGCCUAUUAUUUUGUAGAACGCCAGACAAAUUAGUGAUAUGUAAAUUGUAUGAUUCUCGCUUGUUGUGGCUUAUUAGCUCAUCCUUCGCAUUUGACAUAAAGAACGGUCUUGGUUAUAUUUAAUUUAACCUCUUACUAUUAGUCAAUUCGUCCUUUAACCAUGUAUUAGCACAUGUAACGAUUGCGCCUUAUAUCUUUAUUUUAUAGCUUUGUAAUGGCACGUACUACUUCAACGGCUCCAAGAUCCCUUUUGAUCCAGACGGUGUUUGGCCGAUGGUUUCUAAUCCUCGAAUGUCUAAGUACAAGAAAGGGUCCAAUGCAUACAGGCAAGCAGAAAUGUUCAAUAUGGUUUACACUAAGCUCCUAAAAUCGCUGGAAAACGUGUUCAACGGCCGUCCCGAGACCUUGAAAGAUGCCCUGGGUCUCAUGUUUUCUGUUGAUCUUCAUUUGAGAAACUUGCUGGCCACGCCUAUUGAUGACAAUGGAGAUCCUGAUGUGGGGCCAAACGCUGGUCCUACUUUUGAUUUUACACCCUGA
Molecule: messenger RNA, 7071 nt
Organism: Porites lobata
Lineage: Eukaryota; Metazoa; Cnidaria; Anthozoa; Scleractinia; Poritidae
Source: the annotation of a GenBank genome assembly